Molecule: messenger RNA, 6275 nt
Organism: Leguminivora glycinivorella
Lineage: Eukaryota; Metazoa; Arthropoda; Insecta; Lepidoptera; Tortricidae
Product: bromodomain-containing protein 3-like
Exons: 22
Coding region: 659-4597 (1312 amino acids)
Biological process (GO): regulation of DNA-templated transcription; chromatin remodeling
Cellular component (GO): nucleus; chromatin
Source: RefSeq, a predicted model, not a curated record
CUCCGCCGGAGUCUUCGCGUUUAAACUGUCCUACUAGUCUUGUGUGAAAUAAAUCUCACAAUAGCUAUGAUAACAUUUGUCAUCAGUACAUGAAAUAAUGAAAUACAUGCGUUUUUCCCAUAUUUCUAUGACGAUUUUACAAUAUUUUCUUUUCCAGAGCUAAUUAUGUGCCAUAUGAAGUUUAUGACUAAAGACGCUCGUCACUGUUGUUUGGCCGCCAUGUCUGAUAUUCUUCUGAAGCUUAGCUUAUUGAGUUCGUGUAGUGCUAUAUCUUGUUGGGAAUAAAAGACAGUGAAUUUCGUUGUGAUAAAGCAGCAGAUAUAUAGGAAUAUCUUAAAACUAUAUACUCGGAAUGUGUGUGGAGUGUGUCUGGAAUUAGAGCAAAUCGAUAUAAUUUGCUUUUGCAGAAGUCUUCAACAUCGUAUUUUUAGUUCAUCCGCCAUAUUGGCGUUAAUAUCUCUUCAUUGAGCUGACACCAUUUAAAUACACUACUAUUUGGAGAAAUCUAAGUAUUGGAGGAACAUCAGCAGGCACUACUGUUUUGUGCCAGGUAUGAUUUAAUUUUAUUGAUUAAUGGGAUGACCUGCCUCCUGGUGCUGUAGCACCACAUUUAAUUUAUUUUGAUAGAAUGGUUUUACGUUACUGGAGGAAAUAGCUAAUGCCUCUAAGUCAGAGAUUGGAGGAGCCUCUAGUUGCAAUUGAGAUAGCAGAUUCCAGCACAAUGCAGCAGGCUGUAGAUCCACUGGCGACGACGAGCACUCCGACUGCGGAACCAAUCAAUGGCGCUCCGCCUGACGAGCCUGCGCGCAGGCAGGGAAGGAUAACUAAUCAACUACAAUUCCUGCAGAAAAAUGUUAUGAAGGCAGUAUGGAAACAUCAAUUUGCUUGGCCUUUUCAUCAGCCGGUGGACGCCAAGGAAUUAAAUCUGCCGGAUUACCACAAAAUCAUCAAGAAGCCUAUGGACUUGGGUACCAUCAAAAAGCGGCUCGAGUCAAAUUAUUACUAUUCUGCUCAAGAAUGUAUCCAAGACUUCAAUACAAUGUUCACGAACUGCUACGUCUACAACAAACCUGGCGAGGACGUAGUGGUCAUGGCGCAAACCCUAGAGAAACUGUUUCUGAAUCGAAUAGCUCAAAUGGAUAAAGAGGAAAAGGAAAUAGAAGUCCUGUCUAAAGGUGGGAAAGGCGGCGUGAAGAAGCGAACGACUGGCGGGAGCAGCGGCGGCAGCGGGAGCGCGAGCGGUGGCGGCGGCGGCGGCGGUGGCGGCGGCGGCGGGGCACGCGGGGCCGCCGUCAAGACUAUGCCGGCGCCGCCGCACCCCGCGCUCGUGGGCUCCACCAACACCACCACCACGCCCGCGCUCACGCUCGCCACGCCCUCCGUCACGCCGCCCGCCACGCACACCGGUCUGCCGCAACAGGUGGCCACGCAACAGUCAAGUUUUCACGUAGCGCAGGCGGCUGCCACGCCCGUUUCGACUAUAUCGUCGGUUGCCCUCUCGCAAACUCAACCGGCUAAGGUUAAAAAGGGCGUUAAGAGAAAGGCUGACACCACUACACCUAUGGGAAGUUCCUUUGAAGGAGGAUACACUACUCCAACCAUAGAUCAGCAAAGUGGUGCUAAACCCGCCAAAAUAUCCACCAGAAGAGAGAGUGGACGCCAGAAAAAGGCCGGCAGGACAGGCGAAGACUCGUUCAAGAUGGGCGCGCUGUCGCCCGGCGUCGGCGGCCCGGGCGCCUCUCACCACGCCGCGCUGACCCCGCAACUCGCAAAGGGCAAAGAAAAACUAUCUGACGCUCUCAAAAGUUGCAAUGAAAUACUAAAAGAACUCUUCUCUAAAAAGCAUUCGGGCUAUGCCUGGCCAUUUUACAAACCUGUGGAUGCCGAAUUACUUGGACUCCAUGACUAUUUUGAUAUAAUUAAGAAGCCUAUGGAUCUCGGGACCGUGAAACAGAAGAUGGACAACAGAGCGUAUAAAACUGCUGCCGAAUUCGCAGCUGAUGUGCGUUUAAUAUUCACAAACUGUUACAAGUACAACCCUCCAGACCACGAUGUUGUAGCGAUGGCGAGAAAAUUACAAGAUGUCUUCGAAAUGAGAUAUGCUAAGAUUCCUGAUGAGCCCAUACACGUGGGAGUUCCUCACAUGGAUAAAGGAAGCUCCGCAUCCAGUUCCGAGUCUGGCUCGGAAUCAGACUCUGAUUCAGAUGACUCUGAAGAAGAGAGGAACAAUAAAGUGAAGCUUCUAGAGAAAGAGUUGCUCGCAUUGCAGGAGAAAAUGAGAAAGUUAGUCGAAGAGUCCAAUACCAAGAAAAAAGCGAAAAAGAAGGUUAAAGAUAAAUCAUCAAAGAAACAAAUGGUCAACAGUGCAAUGCCGAAGACGAAUGCAGUAGGGGGCUAUGGCGCUAAGGCUAACAAUAUUGCAGAGAAUAUAGUUGGUGUAACAGGAACAGGGAGCGCACGCGGUAAAGGCGGCAGCAAGCGCGGAGGCGGCGGCGGCGGCGGCAAGGGCGGCUCGCGGGCCUCCGCGCCGGGCAAGAAGAAGAACUCCGCGCCCAGCACCGCGCCCGCCGCGCACGCGCCGCCGCACGCCGACACCGACGACGAGGACGUCGCCAAGCCCAUGUCCUACGACGAGAAGCGGCAGCUCUCGCUCGAUAUCAACAAGCUGCCCGGCGAUAAACUGGGCAAAGUGGUGCACAUAAUACAGAGCCGGGAGCCAUCGCUACGCGACUCUAACCCUGACGAGAUCGAGAUAGAUUUCGAGACCCUCAAGCCAUCCACGCUUCGAGAACUCGAGAAUUAUGUAGCCUCUUGUCUUCGAAAAAAGACACGUAAGCCGCAUUAUCGUAAAGUGUCCGGUAAAUCUAAAGAUGAACAAAUGGCAGAGAAGAAACAGGAGUUAGAAAAACGACUGCAAGAUGUGUCUGGACAAUUAGGAACUACUAAGAAGCAACAAGUGAAAAAAGAAGGCUCAAAGGAAGCACUGGCGGGCGGCGGCGGCGGCAUGUCCUCCUCGUCCAGCUCGUCGGACUCGUCCAACUCGUCCUCCAGCACCGACACCAGCUCUUCCGACACCAGCGACAGCGAAGCAGGUGCCGGCGCGAAACCGCCCAAGAAAAAGACGAAGAAGCAACCCCACCCUGCGCUGCCUGCGAAAAUCGUUCCACCGGUGCCGUCGGCCGGUAGUUGUUUGCCCGGGGCGGCGGCAGGCGCGGGCGCGGGCGACCCCGAGGCCAAGCCCCUCGCGGAAGUGAAGCCUCCCGCGGAGGUGAAGCUGCCCCCCGUCGCGGACGUCAAGGAGCCGCCCGCGCGCGCCGUCCCGCCCGCCGCCGCGCCGCCCGCCGCCCCUGACUCCUCCCACUCCUCCCACCCGUCACUCGCGCCGCACGCCUCGCACGCGUCGCACACGUCGCACCCGACCCUCGCGGCGCCCGUGCGCGACUCCGUCGACCAGAAACCGCCCAUCAAAGCCGAGCCCCGCAACGGUCUCGACAAAGCCGAUUCCUCGCACUACAUAGAUCCAAUAGAGCGCACCCUCGCCAAUCUCGAACGCACCCUCAAGGCCGACGUUCCCAUGGACGUCAGCGUCAGCGCUUCCGAAUCAUCCAUGCGUCUCGAGAACUUCGCCCUGCCCAAGCCGCAAAUGUUGAGCGACUCGACACACCAAAAUUUAAUGGCGCACCUCGGCGGACUCGCCGACAUGUCACACGUUCCUGACCAGAUCAAGUCGGAAAUGUACCCACCGCACAACGGCUUCAUCGAUAAGUGUAUGCCGCAAGAGCGCGAGAUGGUCCGGGGCGACAUGAACCCGGGCAUGGGCGGGCUGACGGGCGUGCCGCCGGUGCCGUCCAUCUUCGACCCGGCGCCGGCCGCGCCGCUGUCGGUGAUCGCGCAGGCGCACCACGCGCCGCUCGCCGCGCCUCUCAAGAAGGAGGAUGUCAAACCGCUGCUCACGCCCAAACCUAUAGAGGACCUAAUCGGGGUCCCGCCCAUGGUCCCUAAUAACAUGGAUAGAAACAAAUACGAAAUAGAUAAGAAAAUGGAGGAAUCUAAAAACAACUUUGCUCAAGCUUUUAAGUUAAAACAGGAGCAAAACUUGAGGAAUGCGAGCUCGUGGUCUUCCUUGGCUCAAGCUGGAAGCCCGCAGAGCGUUCCUAAUGUGAGCUCUAACAACCAAAUAAAGCAGAAGCCCGUCAUGGAUACUUUCCAAGAAUUCAAGAAGCAAGCCAGGGAGAAAAUGAACCGGCAGAGAGCUCUGAUCGAGCAGCAGGAGCUGCGGAGGAAGGAGCAGGAGAGACAGCGCCAGGAGACGGAGCGGAGACUUCCCGACGACGAUAAGAUGAGGGCACUCGGCGGUGUCCGCAAAGCGGAGUCUGGGGACGUGGCGUCGCCGAGCGUGUCGCCCGUGGCGCGCGCGUCGCCGCCCGCCGCGGCCGCCGCCGGCGCCGCCGCCUCCGCGGGCGACAAGCCCGCCGCCUCCGAGCGCGAGCGCCUGCGCCAGCGCGAGCAGGAGAGACGUCGUCGGGAAGCGAUGGCUGGUCAAAUUGACAUGAACAUGCAGAGCGACCUAAUGGCUGCAUUUGAAGAAUCUUUGUAAUAAUGGUUAGAUUACCCUAAUUCUACAAAGUAAACUCGUUACGUGUACGCACUUCAACGUACAAACUGCCAUCGGACGACCUUUAACGAUUCUUCUUCUGCUGCGGUUGCUGACGUUUUGAUCGCUAUACAUAACUUUGUAAAUAUAAUUAAUUACGUAUAGGGUCGCAAAAUCAAUUGCCAACCCCUGUUGGUCAAUUCAAUUUUAUAAGCUGACAAUAUCGGCCGACCUCCUAAAACGAUUUUGAUUUAUACAAUCGUAGUGUCGGCUGCGCAACGUCCGUACUGACCAUUUUUAAUCAUAAUCAGUGUGUGCGGUGAAAUGUGACUCCAAGUGAAAUAGUGAUUUGUGCGUGGAACCAUUGACUAACAUGUGUAUAAGAGCUGUGAAUAGGAUACUUAUAUUAAAUUAAACUGUUGUACCAUCAAUUUAGAUUUCGUGUUCGCGAGUUAAGGGCCUCCCUUAGGAGGUUGCAUUUUAAAAUUAUGUGUAAUAUAUAAGUUAAUUGUAAGUUCUUAAAGUAAACUCUCUUUACAUUUAUAAGCCAACUGUUACGAGGUUCGGGUUAAGGGUUGAAAUGGAAAGCUGUUCUUCCCGGAACUCUUUUUGAAGAAGUCUGAUGUGCGCGGUACAGAUAUGGCUCCGCCUCGUUUGCCGCGGCAGUGUGAAGAGCGCCUUGCUAUCCGUCCAUGCUUUUCACGGCCUACGCCACUAGUCACAUUUUUCAUCGACUUACCAUCUGUAACCCUUAGCUCAACAUUUGCCGCUUACAUACCUUAUAUAAAUUAUAUAUGCCGAGUUAAAUAUGUAUAGGAUAUAUUUAUUUGUAUAUAGUGUAUAAUAUGUACUGUUGCCGGCCGGUCAUAGACUGACGUAAUGAAAUUAACAGUGGCAUUGGGUAUUUUUAUUUAUUGACUUAACAAAUACUGUGACGAUAGAAAAUUGUGUAUCAUACUUAAAUCCUAAAUGUCAAAAUCGAAUAGACGAGUAGUACAUGACGGACCAAAUUAGAGGUAUAAAAGCGGCAUAGUUUUAGCGGAAUAAUUUAGUGCAAUAAAAGGCCUAGUGGUGCUGGGCUGGGGUAAGAUCGCGGGCCGGUGGCCUACACUCUACACAAUCUGUAAGAUCCAGGAUACCAAUAACAGCUCGGCAUUUCAAACCAAAACUGGAGCCUCGGGACACUUCCAUAAUUAAAGAUUUGUAGUUGAUACUAAUAUAGUAGUAUUUCAAUGAAAUCAAAGUAAUGAUGUAAGCAGUCAAUGGAACUAUGAAAUGUGUUAUCUUGUACGUGUUUAUUCAUUGCAUGUGUUGACAUGUCCGUGUUGGUGUCUUGUGCCACUAACUGCAUGAAGUGGUUGCCGCUUUAAUUAAAUAAACUUAAACCAAUCUGCUUUCAAUCAACAUGUAAUGAAUAAAAUUAGUUUUCACCACCCCAACUGGUAAAGGUCCUCUGGCUACUUGAAAAUGGAUGAUAAUGUUACAUUUUAUCCACAAGAGUGCAAAGUAAUUGCAUACAAAAUUUAUUCAGUUCACGUAUUAGUGAUGAUUUAUAAUCAUAAAUGUUAAAUAAAUGGAUGGAUUUCAUUUAGUUUGAUGUUUUACAGGUACUAUUUUCAUAGUGUUGGCGUGGUGAAAAAUUUUGUGUUUCACUCGGUGUCAAAAUUUGUUUAACCUGCGU